UCAUUGCGUCGACGCUGACGUGGCGGCUGGGUGGGAAGCGCUUCCCGGUUGUUGUGCUAAGCCGGGGUCCUCCAUUCACUGGAGAUACCUGUACAGUGACCAACAAUUAAAAAUACCUGUACUAUAAAAUCAAAAGUCGAGCAUUUGGUCGUUUUGUGUGUGUUUUGAAAUAAAGAGGUAGCCGGUUGACUCAGGCGCUGACUGCUGGCAGCCAUGGAAACGUGUGGCAACUCGAACAAGAAACAGAAGCUAGCCAACGCUGCUGAAAACUGGGGAAUGCAACGUGCGACUAAUGUCACCUAUCAAGCUCAUCAUGUCAGUCGAAACAAGCGCGGGCAGGUUGUGGGCACAAGAGGAGGAUUCAGAGGGUGCACCGUCUGGCUGAGCGGUUUGUCGGGUGCAGGUAAGACCACAGUGAGUAUGGCACUGGAGGAGUACCUGGUGUGUCACGGUAUUCCCUGCUACUCACUAGAUGGGGACAACAUCCGCCAGGGGUUGAACAAAAAUCUAGGCUUCAGCCCUCAGGACCGCGAAGAGAACAUUAGACGCAUCGCUGAGGUGGCUCGGCUUUUUGCUGAUGCUGGGCUGGUCUGCAUCGCCAGCUUCAUCUCUCCCUACGGCAGGGACCGCCUCAACGCCAGGAAGAUCCAUGAGGCGGCAGGGCUUCCUUUCUUUGAGGUGUUUGUGGAUGCUCCACUGGAUGUCUGUGAGCAGAGGGACGUGAAAGGGCUGUACAAGAGAGCCAGAGCCGGGGAGAUAAGAGGUUUCACAGGGAUAGACUCAGAGUACGAGAAGCCGGAGGCUCCAGAGCUGGUGCUGAAGACCGACUCCUGCAGCGUGAACGACUGCAUACAGCAGCUGGUGGACCUGCUUCAGGAGAGGGAUAUAGUUCCUGUUGAUGCUUCUUAUGAUGUGAAAGAGCUGUACGCGCAGGAGAACAAACUGGACCUGGCUAAAGCUGAUGCAGAGACUCUGCCUGCUGUACAGAUUGGGAAGGUGGACAUGCAGUGGGUGCAGGUGCUGGCUGAAGGCUGGGCCACUCCUCUGAACGGCUUCAUGAGAGAGAGAGAGUAUUUGCAGUGUCUUCACUUCGACUGUCUGCUGGACGGUGGCGUCAUCAACUUGUCGGUGCCCGUGGUGCUGCCGUUGUCCACUGCAGAUAAAGAGCGUUUAGACGGAGUGACUGCCAUGGCUUUGGUCUACCAGGGCAAGCGAGUGGCCAUCCUCCGCAACCCCGAGUUUUAUGAACACCGCAAAGAAGAACGGUGCGCUCGCCAGUGGGGCACCACGUGCAAGGACCACCCCUACAUCAAGAUGGUGAUGGAAAGUGGGGACUGGCUGGUCGGGGGAGACCUGCAGGUUCUGGAUAAGAUCUACUGGCACGACGACCUCGAUCAGUACCGGCUGACGCCCACUGAGCUGAAACAGAAGUUUAAAGAAAUGAACGCAGAUGCUGUAUUCGCCUUCCAGCUCCGCAACCCAGUCCACAACGGUCAUGCUCUUCUGAUGCAGGACACCCACAAGCGCCUGCUCGAGCGAGGCUACCGCCGGCCCGUUCUGCUUCUGCACCCGCUGGGAGGUUGGACCAAGGACGACGACGUGCCGCUGCCCUGGAGGAUGAAGCAGCACGCCGCGGUGCUGGAGGAGGGCGUCCUGAACCCAGACUCUACCAUCGUGGCCAUCUUCCCUUCACCCAUGAUGUAUGCCGGGCCAACUGAGGUUCAGUGGCAUUGCAGAUCUCGGAUGGUGGCCGGAGCCAACUUCUACAUCGUGGGCCGCGACCCCGCCGGCAUGCCGCACCCCGACACGGGGAAGGAUCUGUACGAGCCCACUCAUGGCGCCAAGGUGCUCACCAUGGCUCCGGGCCUCAUCACCCUGGAGAUCGUUCCCUUUAAGGUCGCCGCUUACAACAAGGUCAAAAGAGCAAUGGACUUUUACGACCCCAAAAACAAGCAAGAUUACGAUUUCAUCUCAGGCACACGAAUGCGUAAGAUGGCUCGCGAGGGAGAGAAUCCUCCCGACGGCUUCAUGGCCCCGAAGGCCUGGGCUGUGCUGAAGGAUUACUAUAAAUCACUGGAGAAGGAUUAAAGGUGGAUCAAACAUAAAUAAACAGUGAUGUUUACCAGGAUUCAUGUGGGGACCACUGAUCUUCUGUCAAAGACCACGCUCUUCUGUCUGUGUCACUUUCACAUCAACUGUCUAUCAUGUUACUUCGCUCAGUUGUUUUUAGUCUUACGACAUUACUGUUUUAAAUAUGUACUUUUUUUAAUCAACUAAACUCCCUCUGAUGGUGAAAUAUAGUAGGAGAGGUCAGUAUUCUGCUGAAUUAGUAAUUAAAAAAAACUAAACAUUUCUUUACAAUAGAUGUUUGUGUUUCUCACUAACUUUGUAUAUUCUGAUGACUGGUUAGAAAAGCAUUCUGUAAAAAUUCAAAGAUCAAGACCUGUAUGGAAAGUACUGUUGACCAGUAUUUGAAUAGAAAGGGGAUGAAUGUUGAGUAUUAAUGAUGUCCAAAUUAAAAAGAAAAGUUGCUUUGUACUGUAUGUUUGCAUGUGGCAGUGUAUCUAAUGUAAAAGUCGAGUGCCUUGGUCUUCUGAAAGUGACUUCACAUGAUGUCUUGUUUGAAUUAGGACACACACACACCUGCUUCUUGUCACACUUGACUUUAUGCUGCACUGAAAUGGUCCAUUAGUUCAUGUAAUGGUCUGCAAAACAAAUCAGUAUUAAAUAUGUUUUAUAAGGAUAUGCAACCCGAACCUUCCCAAGCUUCUAGGAAACAUUUUUUAACCUUUAUAUUUGUCAGAGUUAGUCUAUUUAUUCCGUUCUAACAGUACAUUUUUCUUUUUAACCCUUGUGCAUGUAGUUGUGGUGCUUUUAAAUCUCUCUACAGUCCUGCUAUUUUGUUACAUUUUCAUCAUUAUCAUGAUUGUGUUUUUUUUCUCUCGUGGGUUGCUAAUAUUUUCCGUAUGGUGAUUCUCUUUUAAGAGUUUCACUGUAUAAUCAGAUGGUUGAUGGUUGCCACCAAGGGAUCAGAUUUGUAAUCUUCCUUGUCCAAUAAACCAUUUUUAGCAAAAGAA
Gymnodraco acuticeps is the source of this 3077-nucleotide messenger RNA. It is a transcript of the gene papss1, whose product is annotated as 3'-phosphoadenosine 5'-phosphosulfate synthase 1. Lineage: Eukaryota; Metazoa; Chordata; Actinopteri; Perciformes; Bathydraconidae. Gene Ontology annotation, molecular function: ATP binding; sulfate adenylyltransferase (ATP) activity; adenylylsulfate kinase activity. The transcript is spliced from 12 exons. The record is from RefSeq and is a predicted model, not a curated record. Gene Ontology annotation, biological process: 3'-phosphoadenosine 5'-phosphosulfate biosynthetic process; sulfate assimilation. The coding region runs from base 214 to 2088 and encodes 624 amino acids.